UGCGUGCGCUGUGUGCGUUCAUGUGGAAGACGCCAGGCCGCAACGGGAUCCAGAACCUGCCACUGUUAAAGCUACCCAAAUAAAUGGAAUGUAUAUAUACACUACUUUGGAAAUUAUAUUUCUACCUUCAAAAUGCUUAUAUGUGCCAUGUUCUUAUUUUGCUUCCCUGACAUUAGAUUUCUAAACGAAAUUGUAUGCGGCUUUUAUAAUAGGCAUUUUUGCAAUUCAUGACAUCUUCUGCAGCUAUUUAUAUAUGGACAGGAGGAUAUGACAUGCUGGGUAGCAUAUCUUGCUGAAUAUGACAUAGCUCAAGAUAGAUCUGCCAGCUUAUGUUCUAAUAGAUGAGAAUUAGGGAUGACUGGCUAAAUAAGGAAGCUGCCCAACCUUUUCUUAACGUCCUAGUCUAUCAAGUUGCCCGUUGUAUCUGAUGCAAUUUCUUUUCAACAGCCAAACCAGUGGUGGUGAAUGCAACGCCUGUACGGAUGUCUGUUCCAAUUAUUCCAGCAACGCAGACAGUCAAACAAGUGGCCCCCAAACCAAUGAACACAACUUCGCAGAUAGUUACCACAAGCCAGCCACAACAGAGACUCAUUAUGCCUGCCACACCACUGCCACAAAUCCAACCCAACCUCACCAAUCUUCCCCCUGGCACUGUCCUGGCCCCUGCCCAUGGCACAGGAAACGUGGGAUAUGCGUUUCUCCCUGCUCAGUAUGUCACACAGCGAGCAGCACUAGUCUUAGUGGGACAUCAAGUAUCCAGACUCAAGCCCGACUUCCAUUCAAUGGAAUAAUCUCGUCUGAAUCUGCAAAUCGUCCAAGGAAGCCCUGCAAUUGUACAAAAUCACUGUGUCUUAAGCUAUACUGUGAUUGCUUUGCAAAUGGGGAGUUCUGCAACAAUUGCAACUGUACAAAUUGCUAUAACAACCUGGACCAUGAAAACGAUAGGCAAAAGGCAAUCAAGGCCUGCCUGGACAGAAAUCCUGAAGCCUUUAAACCUAAAAUAGGGAAGGGAAAGGAAGGCGAGUCGGACAGGCGACACAGCAAAGGUUGUAACUGCAAAAGAUCUGGGUGCCUCAAAAAUUAUUGCGAGUGCUAUGAGGCCAAGAUCAUGUGCUCUUCAAUUUGCAAAUGUAUUGGCUGCAAGAAUUUUGAAGAAAGCCCAGAACGGAAAACGCUGAUGCACUUGGCCGAUGCGGCUGAAGUGCGAGUCCAGCAGCAGACAGCCGCCAAGACAAAAUUGUCUUCGCAGAUUUCAGAUCUUUUAACCAGGCCGGCCCCGGUGCUGACAAGCGGAGGGGGAAGGUUGCCCUUCACGUUCGUAACAAAAGAGGUUGCUGAUGCCACAUGUGACUGUUUACUUGCACAGGCUGAACAGGCCGAGAAAGCAGGAAAAUCAAAAGCAGUAGCGGAACGGAUGAUUCUAGAGGAAUUUGGACGUUGUCUAAUGAGAAUCAUUAACUCGGCAGGAAAGUCCAAAAGUGAUCCUUGUGCCAUGAACUGCUGAUUCUUAAAAAAAAACGGGCUUUGCUCAGACUGGGACACUAAAAGGCACACGGACACUUUCCUGGCUCACGGCAGCAUUCUUUGUUUGUUCCCCGGUGCUGUGAAGUUUCCAUGGUGUAUGUUAAUAUAGGAACUUUGCAACAAGCUUUUACCCUUUUAACUUAACUUUCUUUUGCUUCACAGAUACAGGAUGCAUUUUAUUCCCAACCUCUAAACAACAUGGGACAGCAAGUGCAAAGUUUAGAUGGUUUCCUUCCCUUCGUACUUUUUAGAAAGGGUAUUCUAGAAGCAAUUCUUUAAAUUAUUAUUAUCAUUUGCAAUUGAUACGGUUGACCUUUGUAUUUAGAAGAAGAAAGAAACUAGUCGGUCUAUCAAGAGUAAAUCAGUUUUUGUGCAAAACUAAUUGAAAUGCCUGGAUAUUCUUAUAAGAACAAUAUACUGGAUAGAUUUUUUCCCCAGCCCAUUCAAUCAGCGUCACAGCACAGAUUAUAUUUGCAAAAAUAUAGGCAGCGGUACAUCUGUGGAUGAGUUAAUGCUGACUGGAAAUUAUUAAAAAAUAAAUAUUUGCUGAAGAACAGCUUUAUAAAAAUGCAAAUUUAAAAGUUAUCUUGUUGACCACUAUCUAAUUUCAGUGACAGUGCCUUGUCUAUUGAUCUUAAAAUAUUAACACCCUAGCAGUGAUAGCUGCAGAUAUAUAACAUUGAUAGGAAAAAAAAUCAAGGUCAUAAUUGAUAUCUUAAUCAUUUUGGUAUGUUUUUAAAAAUGCAUCACUGUAAAAUAUAUAUUCCAAAUUUUAAUAAGACAUUUUUCAUGUCUGCUUUCAAGGGGAUCAGCAUUUUAUUUGACAAAAGUCAGUGUAAUUAGAUUUUUAACAUUUCUGCUAUAUGCCCUAUGACAAAAUCGAGAACAAACCUGUCUCUUGUUUGUUUAGAAUGUAACUAUCUGGUCAACUAUUGAAUUUCCCAGUUUCAAAUACUUCAGUAGGCUAAUUAAAAAAAAUCUUAAUUAAUUUAAUCUUAAUUUAUAUUCAUAGUGUCUAAGCUUUACUCAGACCCAACGGCAGGAAUAGGUGGAAAUAAAUUGACGAUCAUGCCCAUAUUUGUUAGUGGAAGCAAUACCGGGGAUAUUUCUAAACUAAGGAACCCUUGGUAAUAUUUCACCUUUAAUUAUAAAGGGGUGAGAUAAUAAGGUAAUCCUUAGAUUUCCCCAAAUCUGGGUUACUUCCCAAACUCUGGACUUCAGUUCACAAAACUCCCCAUCCCUGAGGAUUCCAGAAGCCCAUUAUGUCUGGAAGUGCUAAAAUUGUGUAAAAUGGCCGAUGUUCUUAUGACACUGUCUGAGUUUCCAGAAGAAGCCAUUUUCUGGGGCCUUUUGUGUUUCUCAAAUCUUUUUUUGCCUCCAUUCCAGAUGACGCCUAGUGAAAUUGCUUUUGGAAAGGUAUAUUUUAAUGGAAAGGGAAGAAGUCAGUACGUUGUUUAAUAUGGUCUUCACCAUCCAUUGUCAGUGAAUUGCUUAGACGUAGCUCAUUUAACUGCCUUUAUAAGAACUGUGUGAGUUUUGUUUUAAAUGGCGCAUGGCGCAGUGUGGAGGGUGCAUCUUUUGAAGGCUGAGAUGUCUUUUUUUUAAAAAAAAAAAACUGUACGAUUGUCAUUUACAGAGUUCAGUAAAAUGAACAAGUUGGCCACUCUGCAACUCCCUUAUGUCCUUCAGCUUUCAUGCAUCAACUUCUGUCUGUCAGGUUAUGGUUGAAGUGUAUAAGAUAGUUGAAGUGGAUAAGACAGUGGAAGUCUAUAGAGCCAUAUCUGCUUCUGCAGAAAAUUAGAUCCGUCGUAUGAAAAUUCACAUUUCAACUGAAGAGGGAGGAGAAAGAUAUUACUGAGGUGUUGAAACUUUUUUUUCUUCAGCCAAGAGCCACCAUUAGUCCCAGUAAGUAUUCAGCCGAGAUGUUCUUUUAGCAGUGUUCAAACCAAUUUAAAGCUGUGCGUUCUUUUCAUUAUUCGAUUGGCUUAGUUUAUAUUUUAAAAGUAUAUUUUAGAAGCAUAGUCUUAGGACAAAAACCUAUAAGAUUUCCUUGGGAAAGAGAGAAAAGAGUGGAAUAAAAUUAUUUGGAUGGAACUGCUUAGGGGGGAGAGAACCGUUGCGAUAAAAACUAUUAAAAUGCGAAACACGAGCGCAUGGUUUUGUAGUGAAGAACUUGUUCAAUGAGUUUAUGAAUAUCUAAGUUCCAUGUUUGAAUUAGUGAGCACCUGCUAGAUAAUGUAGCCUGCUCUGUAAUUAUAGUGCUGCAAUUUCCCCCCCUCAAAAUGGAUGUUUUCUCCAUAUAAUUGUGGGUGGGUGUGUAUAGAUAUAUGUACACUCACAAACACAUGUUCUAUUGUCUUGCAAUAUGUAUGUACAUAGCAUACUUGCUUAAGUUACACACAACCCUGAAAGGGAAGCUGUUUAUUUCAAUAUAAUUCUUUUACUAAUAGAAUUAUUUUUGGCCGGGCAAGAGUUUGUUAAUUUUCUGAAUAGAUGAAGACUUGCCUUUUUACUAAAUUUCAUAAAUCUCCGUACAAGAAGAUUUGUAUAAAUGUAAACUAGUGUAAGUGGGUAAAAUCUUGAUCAAGUUAUUUUUCAAACAUGUGUUGCUUUGUCUAGAAUUACAUUUGUUUUAUGUUGUACAUAUUCUGUGUCUUAUUUUAACUUGCACCUUUUUUUGUGACGUGUAUUUAUAAGUGUGCAGAAAACCUUCUGUGAAGUUUGGAUUCUGGUUGUAGAUUAUGUAUAAUGGAAUUGUGUGUAAAAGAUUUGAAGAAGGUGCAAUCAAAGGAAUCUAGUUUUUUUUUUGUCUCAUAAAACAAGCUGUCUCUUCUACAUAGCUUGGAUCUUCUCCCCUUUUGAGUUUUUCUUGAUUGUUUGCAUGAAAGUGCUCACAGGUUAGUAAAACAAACCAAGAUCUUGAUAGCAGCUUAUCAAAAUUAUGCCUGCAUUGUGAUCCUCUGUCAGCUGAGAUUCUGCAGUGUUUCUUUCAAAGCCCCUAUAACAAUAAUUAGGAGCUGCUUAGCCAGAAUGCUUUUAUAUUGCAUCCCCUUAUUAGAAGAUUUUGAGAUGGGGAGGGUAUUUGGGGAAAUUUUCUAGUUAUGGUUUACAUCCAAAAAUAGAUAAAAUUUAUAUUACUAGACCUAUUAAAAGAAUACACUUUUCUAUAUUGUAAAAAAAUGUCAGAUAAAGAAAAAAUAAAAUGUUUAUACUAUUAUGUACAAAUUGACAAAUGUGUUUUUCUUUGCUAAUGUCUGUAAUAUGAAGAAAUUACAGUGGUACCUCAGUACUUGUACUUCAUUGGUUCUGUGAGGCACACAGAGUUCUCAAAAAGAUGAGUAGUAAAGAAACCAUGUGAUUUCCCACGUGACCCUUUGUUUCGCCUGGAAGGACUUUCUAUUUGUCCCUUUUCCUAUGUCAGCAACC
Thamnophis sirtalis is the source of this 4950-nucleotide messenger RNA. The record is from RefSeq and is a predicted model, not a curated record. Lineage: Eukaryota; Metazoa; Chordata; Lepidosauria; Squamata; Natricidae.